AUGUGUUUAUACGAAUCAAUAAAACUAAUUAAUACGCGUUCAUUUGGUUCUACAAAUAUUAAACGACUUGCUCGUAAUAUACCAUCAAAUAUAUUAUCAAAUAAUAAUCAUCAAUAUAAAUUUUCAAGUUUUCCAUCGACUGGUUAUAUUAUUCAUCAAUUAACUAAUUUAACAAUGAAUAAAAUUCUUCAUAAAAAAAUUUAUCAAGAAAUUUCUAUCAUUUUCAUUACAGCAUUUGUUGUGUUAAUCUUUACAUUAAUAAUUGAAAUGUUCAUCGAAAAAGGUCUUUUACUAUUUGGAAUUUCAUUUUUAUUAAUAUUUGUGGCAAUGGACAACACAUAUUUCUAUGAAAAACUGUACAAUAGUAAUCAAUAUCUUUACAAAGAUCUUAAUGAUAAACGAUCAUUAUGUAUUAAUUAUCAAUCUGAAAUGUAUCUAAGAAAGCAUCUCGUUUCAUAUAUUCAAUAUUUUAUCAUUCCAGAUAAACUUGAACAAGUAUUUGUUGGUCCUCAUAAAGGUGAUGAUAUUAACACAAGUGUUGAUGCUCAAGCAAAUAUUGCUAGUGGUGUUUAUGGAGCUAAUCCAUCAUCAGUUAGUACUGCAACGCAUCAUGGUUCUAAUAUUGGUGGUUUUUUUCCAAAGCCACUUACUUCUCACAUUCCGUGUGCUUUGGAUACUGGUGAUUAUUCAGGACUUGAUUAG
This is a messenger RNA of Rotaria sp. Silwood2, 702 nucleotides long. NCBI's taxonomy places the organism in Eukaryota, Metazoa, Rotifera, Eurotatoria, Philodinida, Philodinidae. The record is from the annotation of a GenBank genome assembly.